Messenger RNA from Bombyx mandarina (wild silkworm), 958 nucleotides. RefSeq lists its product as uncharacterized. The record is from RefSeq and is a predicted model, not a curated record. Lineage: Eukaryota; Metazoa; Arthropoda; Insecta; Lepidoptera; Bombycidae.
AUGAAGUUAUUUAUUAUUUUGACUCUUUGCGCCCUCGCAGCUGCGAAACCAUGGGAGCUUACAGUCCUAAAUGAUGCACCUGAAGAGCCCCCACAGCUUGAGUCCCUCCACACUCCACAACUGCCACAGACCGUAGAAGAGCUGGUUGCAGAACUCUUGAAGUUCAUUUACAAUGUAGUGGAGAAUGGCUGGCCAAUUUUCAAUCUUCCCCCUCUUGAGCCUUUGGUCCUAGAAUACUUCGAACUACCUAUUAAUGCUGGAAUUAUUAACGUCGAACUCAAGUUGAAAGAUGCCAUCGCCUUUGGUUUUGGAAACCUGAUUGUACACAAAAUCGAUCUCAACGUCGAUGACCUUACUUUGGAUAUCGAUAUUGGUCUACCCACACUUGAUAUUACUGCUGAAAACUACGAGUUGGUUGGAGAUUUCUUUGGUGCUCUUCCUCUUUUCGGAAACGGCAGAGCUGAAUUCGAAGUUGAAGGAUUCCGCUUCCGUGCCAAACUGUUUUUGGAGCAACACGAGAACAAAAAAUCAGUAGUCAUUAAUAGAGUUGAAAAUGCUGCCUUUACUAUUCCACACCUAAAAUCCAACCUCUCUGGAGUUAUCGGUGGUGGCAGCAUCGACGCUGUUAUCAACAGGCUGAUUGAGGAAGUUAUCAUUGGAUACGUCAACAGGUUCCAUGGCGCUAUUUCUAUUGUUACUUCAACCAUUUCAACUACUCUAGGAAACGAUAAUUUGAAAAAGCUCGAUACUUGGAAAUAUAUUGAAGCUGUACGUUCUUAAAUAAUACCUGCCUACUGUACAAAAUUUAAUAAAAAUGAAAGAUGACUAUCUAAUAAAUAUGAAAAAUAAUUUUAUUCAGUAUAUUAUUGUUUCCUUUAAAAUACAUCAUCUAUGAUCAAUUCUCGCACCUGGCGAUUAUCUUAUAUAACAUGGUAUAUUGUAAGUACACAGUCGAAUA